AUGGGUGUGGCUGAACGGACGGAAUUCGUGCCAACGAAAAUACCACCUCGGCCUUUCCGCGGGGGCGGCCGAGAGUUCAAGGAUCGGUCGGGGAUGAAUGAUGGAGGGAAAUUGAUGCUCAUCGCUUGUCUCUGGCUGUACUCUUUAUUGGGGGCAGGAAAGUCUCAUCGUUUCUUCACUGGGGGCAGCGAGUCCUUGUUUUAUUCUCCUCCGGCGGCAUCAACCUGUCCCAGUCCCCGAAGAAUUCCAACCUUGACGUGUCGCACCCCGAUUCCUCGAACAGAGCUGGUGCUGAAGCAGGAGCAGGAGGAGUACCGAAGGGAGGGGAUCACCUGGGUGCACAUCGAGUACUUCAACAAUCAAAUCAUCUGUGAUCUGGUGGAGGAGCCUCACAAGGGAAUCAUCUCCAUCUUGGACGAGGCCUGCCUCUCCGUCGGCAAGGUCACCGAUGUGCUCCUGCUGGAGACCAUGGACCAGAAGCUGAAGGGGCACCAGCACUAUACGAGCAGGCGGCUCAAUCCUCAGGACAAGGCCCUCAGCCAUGGGGAGCAGUUUCGCAUCAAGCAUUAUGCAGGAGACGUGACGUACAGCAUCAUCGGCUUCCUGGACAAGAACAAGGACAGCCUGUUCCAGGACUUCAAGCGACUCCUCUACAACUCCAAGGACGGCAUCCUCAGCUCCAUGUGGCCCGAAGGCGCCAUGGACAUCACCAAGACGACGAAGCGGCCGCAGACGGCAGGGACCCUCUUCAAGAACUCCAUGAUCGCCCUGGUGAAGACCCUGACCUCCAAGGAGCCUCACUACAUCCGCUGCAUCAAGCCGAACGACCAGAAGUCCCCGGUCAUCUUCGACCCCGUCCGGAUCGAGCAUCAGGUGCGAUACCUGGGUCUCUUGGAGAACACGAGGGUCCGCCGGGCUGGAUACGCCUAUCGGCAGAAGUACGAGAAGUUCUUGCACAGGUACAAGAUGUUAUCCCAUUACACCUGGCCCAACUAUCACGCGGGUCCCGCCAAGGACGGGACCAAGUUGCUGCUGGAGGACCGAGGAGUCGCCCACGACGUGGAAUACGGGAAGACCAAGAUUUUCCUCCGAUCUCCUCAAACCCUGUUUGCCCUUGAGCAGUCUCGAAGUCAACUCCUGCCAGGGAUCGUGAUGCUGCUGCAAAAGAUGUGGCGCGGAGCAAUAGCGCGGAAACGGUACCGCCGCAUGCUCGCCGUACGCCGCAUCAUCGAGGCGUACCGGCAGUACCGGAUGCGGAAGUACAUCUUGCAGCUCUGCAAAGCAUUCAAGGACGUGAAGAGGACCCGCGACUUUGGGAAGAGCACGAGAUGGCCGAUCCCGCCGAAGGUCUUGGAAACAGGUGUCAAGUACCUGAAGGUCAUUCACAGGCGGUGGUGGGCCGCCAUGAUCCUUGCUCGAGUGCCCAAGCAGGAUCUCCCUCAGAUGAGAAUCAAGAUCGCAGCAGCCGACGCUCUGGUGGGGAAGCGGACCUCCUGGGGCUUCCAUCGCGACUGGAAGGGGAACUACCUGGGCAUGAUCAGCUUCAACUCCAACAGCGGGACGUUCACUUCCUCCGUCUCGUCCCUUCGCAGCAAGGAUCCCUUUUCUGAGAUCCUGUUCUCGUGUAUGGUGAGAAAGGUGAACAAGCACAACAAGAGCGCAGACAGGGCCAUCCUCAUCACCGAUACCGCCAUCUUCAAGCUGAACCCCAAGAAUUUCCGUGCGAUGAAGAGUGGAAUUCCCCUUAAUAUGGUGACGGGGAUGACCGUGACGCCAGGCGGAGAGCAACUGGUCAUAAUGCACGUGAAAGGAGGGAACGACUUUGUUCUCUCCCUUCAGAGUCCUGUGAACGAAGACCUGGUCGGGGAGGCUGUUGGGGUCCUCAGAAACGCCUUUAGAAGGAAAAUGGGCGGAGCGGAGCUCCCAGUCGGAGUGUCGGCCCGCCCGGGCUGCAGCCUGGGCAACAAGGCCCGCAACAUCACCGUGGAGGGAGACGCCCCGGCGUCCAAGGGGAUCCCCGUCUUCCGGAAGGGCGCGGGGAAGACCAUCCUCUACUCCCCGCCCGCGAGUGCCCAGUAGGGGAAGAUCCUCCAGUUCCCCGCCUGGCGGUGCCCGGGAGACUCGAUCGGGGAGCCCAGUGAACGUUACCGAGGAGUGAUUUCUCUUGGUUCAAAGACAGGAAGUCGUCGUCGUCGACGAUGGUGCCAUGUUUUUUUUUUCCGGUGGUCAUAAUUUGUUGUACUCUUUCAGCGUCUUCACGUAGGGGUUUUAUUGAUCGAUUAUGGUUGCCAUGACGCGAGUGAUGAGAGGACCGAAAUUAAUAAUAAAAAAAAGCAAGCUUUACCACUUGA
Darwinula stevensoni is the source of this 2351-nucleotide messenger RNA. The record is from the annotation of a GenBank genome assembly. NCBI's taxonomy places the organism in Eukaryota, Metazoa, Arthropoda, Ostracoda, Podocopida, Darwinulidae.